Messenger RNA from Necator americanus (New World hookworm), 948 nucleotides. RefSeq lists its product as uncharacterized. Bases 1 to 948 code for a protein of 315 amino acids. NCBI's taxonomy places the organism in Eukaryota, Metazoa, Nematoda, Chromadorea, Rhabditida, Ancylostomatidae. The record is from RefSeq and is a predicted model, not a curated record. The transcript has a single exon.
AUGGACAACAUCGACGAGGAAUAUGACCGGCUUGUUGAACACCUUCACGACUGCGCGAAGAAGGCUGAGAGUUUUAAGAUCACCAAGAGACGUCUGUCUCUUGAAACUCUUGAGCUGACACGCCAGCAUGGAGCAGCACGAGCGGCAGGGAACCGAGAACUCAAGUCCGAGCUCGCAAGGUUUUGCAGAGAGGUGAUAAAGGAAGGCCUUAAAAAGAGAAGAGCAGAAGUGCUCGCAGAAGCUGCAGAGGCGGAGAAAAGCGUCCGCUAUGCCCGUCGAGACUUCGCCAGUCGCAAGACGAUGAUGACUGCUCUCCGGAGCCCAAAGGGAACAGCCAUUGCAUCGAGAAGGGGGAUGGAGAAAAUCAUCUACGACUUCUACUCUGAUCUCUUCGACAGCCAUGUCCAUUUGCCUCCUCACCACCUGAGGAAAGAUGGACUAGUCAUUCCGGAGGUUCUCCCGUCCGAAAUACGACGUGCUAUCAUGUCGGUAAGAAAUCGUACGGCACCCGGUCCCGACAGAAUAAGGCCAGAACACCUGAAGAACCUUCCGCCAGUACUCAUUAACACCCUGGCGAAGCUCUUUACACGUUACUUGUCGGAAUGCAAGGUUCCUAAACAGUGGAAGAUCAACAAGACCGUGUUGUUGUAUAAAAAGGGAGAUCCACAUGACAACUAUCGUCCAAUCUGCCUACUGUCCGUCAUCUACAAGCUCUUUACAAGAGUAAUCUUUAAUAGGAUUGACAAAGUCUUGGAUGAAGGCCAGCCAUGCGAGCAAGCAGGGUUUCGAAAAGGAUUCAGCGCGAUUGACCACAUUCACACUGUUUCGAAACUCAUCGAGGUAUCACGAGAGUACAAGAUGCCGCUCUGUCUCACCUUCAUCGACUUGAAGAAGGCCUUCGACUCAGACUUGCACUGUUACAAGGCAAAGGCUUCCCAUACAUUGUAA